Maniola jurtina (meadow brown) is the source of this 890-nucleotide messenger RNA. RefSeq lists its product as uncharacterized. Lineage: Eukaryota; Metazoa; Arthropoda; Insecta; Lepidoptera; Nymphalidae. The transcript has a single exon. The coding region runs from base 53 to 562 and encodes 169 amino acids. The record is from RefSeq and is a predicted model, not a curated record.
UUACUCAUUAUUAGCUUAGUCUUCAAAGUUGCAGGACUCGUCAAGACUUAAAAUGAACUGGUUACCGCUUUUGUGUACCGUUCUAACUCUCAACAGCUUCGCCGAAGCCCGCUCUUCGAAAAAAAGUAAAACCACAAAAAAAUAUUUAACGCGAUCAGAAUAUUUUGAAACUGUUUUAAGGUACGCCCGCAGACUAGACAGUCUUCUGAAGAUUACUUGUGAGGAUAAUAAAAAUUGGCUCACGGAGACCUAUACUAACAAUGGUUACAUGAUAUCUUAUGACCUCGAUGGAUUGAACGAAUCGACUCUUGAUGUGAAAAUCCAAAAUAGAGUGUUGUUCACGAUUAUUGAUCAGACGAACAACCUGGAUCCUUUUGUAGAUGUGAGGAUGUUACCAAUGAUGGUGGAUGUCAAUCGUGCAGAGUGGUACAUAGAGAAUCGUGUGCUAAAAGUAGUGGUACCUUUUAGUGUUAGACUCAGUGAAGCUAUGCCAAAAACUUGCGAAUUUGAUGAUACAGAUUUUGCUGUUCCUGAGACAAUUGAGGUUUUUGAAUCAUUUUAAUCAUAUAUGAUGCACUUACCUAAUUAGCAUAAGUUGUAUUUGAUAAUUAGAAAUAACAAACAAUACCUAAAUAUAAUUAUACUUUAUCAAUGUUGUAUCUACAGACUUGGUUGGCUAUAUGAUUUCAGUUGCCAUAAGAUCCUAAGAAAAUGUUUAUGAUAUACAAAUAAAUCCUACUCCAUCAUAUUAUUUCGUAAUUAUUUCGCAUAAGUAAUUACAAUAUUGUUUAGGUAUGUACCUAUGUAUAUUUAAAGAGUACCUACGUAAGUCUAUGUAAGCUAGAUAUUUUAAUAACUAGUUGAUAUUAUAAUAUUUUCCAACGAUUUAU